Messenger RNA from Aegilops tauschii subsp. strangulata, 708 nucleotides. Lineage: Eukaryota; Viridiplantae; Streptophyta; Magnoliopsida; Poales; Poaceae. The record is from RefSeq and is a predicted model, not a curated record.
AUGCCGGCUGGGAAGCUGCUCGGUUUCCUCACCUCGGAGCGCAGCAUUGAGGCAAACCUGGAAAAGAUCAUGCCCAUCAAGCACAUGCGCAAGCCAGCCCGGCUGCACGAUGUCCAGAAGUUCACCAGCUGCUUGGCCUCGGUCAGCCGAUUUCUCAGCCGGCUGGGCAAGAGGGCCCUGCCCCUAUAUCAGCUGAUGAAGAAGAUGUCGCCGUUCGAGUGGAACGACCAAGCAAACAAAGCGUUCCGGGAUCUCAAGCGCAUGCUCUCCACCGCACCUGUCCUGGCUGCGCCAGCUGACAAGCAACCGCUGUUGCUAUACAUUGCUGCCACCUCGGGGCCGGUCAGCAUGGUGCUGGUGGUUGAGCGGCAAGAGAAGGUCAAGAUCCAGUCUAUCCAGCGUCUGGUCUACUACCUGAGCGAGGUUCUUUCCUCCUCCAAGCAGAACUACCCGCACUACCAGAAGAUGUGUUACAGCGUUUAUCUUACCGCCAAGAAGUUGAAGCACUCCAAGAUGCACUCUGGCUUGGGAGUCGGCAUCGUGUUGCCUUCCCCGAAGGGCGACCGGCUACGGUACGCGCUCCAAAUCCACUUCGCCACCUCCAACAACGUUGCCGAGUAUGAAGCCCUUGUGCAUGGCCUCCAGCUUGCCAAGGAACUCAGCAUCAGGCGCAUCCUUUGCUACGAUGACUCGGACCUGGUGGUGUAG